This is a messenger RNA of Cucumis melo (muskmelon), 2531 nucleotides long. RefSeq names its product zinc finger BED domain-containing protein DAYSLEEPER-like. Gene Ontology annotation, molecular function: protein dimerization activity; DNA binding. Lineage: Eukaryota; Viridiplantae; Streptophyta; Magnoliopsida; Cucurbitales; Cucurbitaceae. The transcript has 2 exons. The coding region runs from base 200 to 2275 and encodes 691 amino acids. The record is from RefSeq and is a predicted model, not a curated record.
AGGGUUUAUGAAGCUCUGAACCGCAAAGCCCAUUAAGCUUCGUCUUCAACAUCCCCAACCGACCUUGCGCCAAAUUUUCAAAAUUUCUCUUUCUCCAACUCUUUUUUUAAAAACAAUUUAGAACUUCUUUUCAUAGUCCGAAGAUUAUACCAAACCCAACACUUCUUCUUUUUUUUUUUUUUUUUUAAUUAUCUGUGAGAUGGAGUUGCAAAACGGAGAAACUGAUAAUGAAACUCAUCAAUCUGGUGUUACGACUUCAAUGGAAUUAGAAUCUUAUCUUCCUUUAACACCGAUGGAUAAUUCAAAUAAGCGUAGAAGGAAAAAGUCUUUUGUUUGGGAUUAUUUCACUGUUCAGACAGCUGAAGAUGGAUGUAUCAAAGCCUAUUGUAAUCAGUGCAAUAAAGCUUUUGCUUACAUUAAUGGUUCAAAGCUAGCAGGCACCAGCCACCUAAAGCGUCACAUUGCGUUAGGCAUCUGCCCUGUAAGUCGUGAGCGGAACCAGUCUAAUGGUACCCCUACAACUUUCACCAAGAGGAAUACUGCCAAUCCACCUAGAAAACGGUAUAGGGCAACUCCUACAUUUGCAAGUUUUCCCUUUGAUCAGAAUCGAUGUAAUCAUGAUAUUGCCAUCAUGAUUAUUAUGCAUGAGUAUCCACUUUACAUGGUAGAGCAGCCCGGAUUUAUUGAUUUCGUCAAAAAUCUUCAACCACAGUUCAAUAUGAUGAGCUACACCACAGUACAGGAAGAAUGCACAUCGAUUUACCUUAGAGAGAAAGAAAGCCUCUUAAAUUUUGUUUGUGGAAUUCCUAGUCGAAUAAGUUUAUCGAUAGAUGUUUGGACUUCUAGUGACACCACUUGCUAUGUCUUCUUGAAAGGACAUUUCAUCGACAAUAAUUGGAACUCACAUUGCCGAAUCCUAAAUGUUGUUAGAUUACCCUCUCUCAAGGAUGAUGCCCUUAACCUAGCCGUUGUCACUUGCUUAUCUAAUUGGCAAUUGAGUGGACGUGUCUACGCCCUCACAGUUGAUCAGUCCUUUUUGAGUGAUACCAUUGCUAUGAACUUUAGAAGUUUCCUAGUUGCUAAUGACCCAAAUUUUCUUAAUGGUCAGUUAUUAUUAGGAAAUUGCUUAGCACAAGUUCUUUGUCAGCUUGCACAGAAUGCUCUAUCGUCAACAAGUGAAGUCGUAUGGAAGAUUCGUGAAAGUGUAAAGUAUGUAAAGACCUCCUUGGUGCGAGAGGAGAAGUUUAUUGAGUUGAAGCACCAACUUAAAGUACCCAGCAAUAAGGAGCUUUCAAUCGAUAAUCAAACCAAGUGGGACACAACAUUUCAUAUGUUGGUAGCAGCCUGUGAAUUGAAAGAAGUAUUUUCUUGCUUAGAUGCAUCUGAUCCAAAUUACGACUUAAAUAUUUCAGUGGAUGAUUGGAAGGUGGCAGAAAUUCUUUGCACAUAUUUGAAGUAUUUUUUCGGUGUGGCUAACAUUUUAACUUCCCCUUGUUAUCCAACUGCAAAUGUAUUCUUUCCAGAAGUAUCAAAAAUUCAAACGGAGCUCACUAAUGCAAGCAUGAGCCAGGAUCCGCUUGUUCGUGACCUGACAAAGCCUUUGAAAGAUAAGUUUGAUAAAUAUUGGAAAGAAUGCUGCUUAGUUUUAGCGUUGGCAGUUGUAAUGGAUCCAAGGUUCAAGUUGAAGCUUGUUGAAUUCAUCUUCUCCAAAGUUUUUGUUCAAAAUGCAGAUGAGUGGAUCAGAAUUGUUGAUUAUGGUCUCCAUGAUCUUUUUCUCCAGUUUACCAUGGAAACACUUACCCUUUCAGAGACCUUUGGAGAAGAUGGGAAUAUCGGUAUUUCCAUAACCGAGUUGCAGGAUGAAGAACAUCAGGGAGAAAUCUUUCUUACAACAGGUGACGGGCUCUCAGAUUUUGAUGUAUAUAUUUCUGAGAUCUCUGAAGGCCAGCAAACAAAAUCGGAGUUAGAUCGUUAUUUAGAAGAGGAGUUAUCACCCAAAUCACAAGAAUUUGACGUCUUGAGUUGGUGGAGAUUAAACAAAUAUCGGUAUCCUACGCUGGCAAAAAUGGCUUGUGAUAUUCUGUCCAUGCCGGUUUCAACCGUUAACCGUGACUCGGUUUUCGACACUGAAAUCAGAAGAAUGGAUAGCUAUCGGAGGUCAUUGCCGUCAGCAACGCUUGAGGCUCUCAUUUGCACUAGAGAUUGGUUACAGUACGGAUCAUUACAAUCCUCAUCCACAGAGACUUCUGAUGCCACUGUGAAAAGUGAAUUUUAGAUUUUUCUUUUCCUUUAGUGUAGAUUUUGAUUUUUUAUUAGGAGAUGAUUUUUUGGGACUAAUAGAAAUUGAAUAGCGGCCUUACUUUCUGAUUUACUUUCCAUAUAGAUAAAUUUUUUCUGUUGAUAUAGCCUCACAUUCACUUGCAACAUUCGACUUCUAUGUUGCAUCUUGUUGAAGAUUGUUUCAAAUGGAAUAGAGAUUUUAUUCUUCUAUGUCCAACUAAUGAAUACAGUUUAUCAUUUUUUCCAAUGUA